GGCGCUCUUGGCAACGGCAUGACCAUCUUUUGAUCGAACCGGACCUGCCGUAUUCCCCUGUCUGUGCGGCCACGUGCGACUACGCAACGGGGACUCCGAGCGGCGGCCUUGGCGGCGGCCAUUGCAGACGCAUCCCUGUGCAGCCAUGGCAAGCCCUAGCACGCCCGAAGGUAACUCAAGGGUGCAGAGAAGAGGGCGACGCCAUCCAUCCAUCCAUUCUGCGCGGUGCUGCCGGCCCGCUCAGGAUGCACGGUGCUGUCGGUGAUCCCCACCAACCAACCAGCCAACAGCCAGAUCAUCCCCAGCAAUGGUCGACACACCGCACAGAGGCGUCGCUCGCACCGUCGUUCGACUGAUCUUUCGUGCUGCACUGCAGGCGUUUUGGGGCGGUUUUUCAACUGGGCCAGGAAGAAGGCGCCGCUGCUGAAGUGGGACGACCUGACCGUCAACUGGGCCAUCUACGAGGACACACGCAGAGGUCGGGGGGAGGAGGGUGGGAAGGGACACGGGACUGGAUGGACGGACGGACGGACGGACGACCGUUGUGGUUUGUUUGUCUGUGUAUUCAGCGUUGGUGGGCGUGUGGGAGACCCUCGCGUCACCUAAUGUCGAGGCCGAUGACGUCAAGGACUCUGUUUCGUGCUUCCUCUUGGCCGAGGCCAACCUCAUAAGGUAGGUGAGACACACAGGUAGGUGUGUGGUGGCGUGAAUGCGUUGUGUGUGGUGUGGUGCAGCGGUUUGUUGAAGACUGACAACGUAGAGCUGACGGAGGCCAAGAAACUCUACCAGAAGGCUUACGAAAUGGCAAAGGAGGUGGGGCCACACACUCACACCCACCUUCCCCCCCUCCCCACACACACCCACACAGCCAGGGCCAGAACGCAUAUCUCGCGUGCUGAACUGAUGCGCAUGGAUGGAUGCAGUGGUAUGAGGCGGCCAACACGGUGUACAGGGCCAGGGCGGCCGUAGACGCGACACAGAGGACGGCCAUCCAGGUGAACACAACCCCCCACACAAACAUACAUACGACACAGACGUCCACAAUUUCUUCUCUAUGCUUGUGUGCACGUCAGAUCAUGUCGUGUUGUUUGAUGGUCAUGGGCGAGGCUGCGUUGUUCAAGUCGCUCAUGAAGGUGCUCAUGAAGGUGCUCACCAUCUUCCCCGAACAAGUGCCCCUCCUGCUCGACUCGGUCGCGCUUGGUGAGUCGGCCACACCCGCACAAACGCGACACACUGUGUGUCUCUUUGUGUGUUGUGCGGGCAGAUGGCGAUGUGUCGUUCGCGUCAGUGUGGUCGAGUCUCAAGACGAGCGUGCCUCUGGUCUCCGAGUGUGUGGAGCUGUGCCGCCAGACAGCCUGCGCACUCGGCAAUGCCAUCAACCACUACGAGAAGGCGCGCAAACUACUCAGCAAGAUCAACAUCGCCCUCACCAGGUGAGAGUGAGAGAACAUACCAAGCACCAACCUGGGCAAUGAAUCAUUAUGACGCUGUGUGUGCAGUUCGCACGGGGCCGCCGCAACGUCGGCGUCGUGGAUUCCUCCCUGGCUGAGGGAGGGCGACCCCACGGUCAACACGGACACGCGAAUUGUGCAGCUGGAGGAGUGGGACUCUAUGGUGAUGGACAUGCUCGAUGGGGUGAACGCCAUAGAGGGUGAGGGAACGGCACGCACAGCACCUCUCUCUCUGCGGGUGCGUCGUUGAAUGGAUGGCUCUGUGCCUUUUUGUGUGUGCGGGUUUCGUCAACUUCUCGCUGGGACUGGAUGGCCUCGGCGCCUCAAAGGCCCUGUUCAAGAGCAUCCGUACGCACAGCCAGCUGCAUGCCGGCAGGCACCCUUUGACGCGUCCAGCCCGCACCCAUAUCUGUCCGUCCGUGUGUGUGCCUGCAGGUGCGGUGGUGUCGAUAGUCGUGUUCCACGUCCGCGGCUUCCAGUCGUUGCCGUCGGAUUGGGGCUACGGCGACUCGCUGCUGAGCAAUGUGAGGCAGAAACAGAGGGGAACAGCCGUCCAUGCAGCAUUUAUCGUAUCGGACCUUUGUGUGGACAGAUACGUCGUCACGGCACGGUGCGUCUGCAUGGGUGGAUGGCCAAAUACGUACGGGACUUAGUCAUCGGCUGCCAGGGGUACCUGCCUCCUCCUGAUACGGAGCACCAGCAGGUGACCGUUGGUUGAUGAAGAACGAAGGGCACGUAUGUACAUGUAUGUAUGCGUGUGUCCGUCUUGCAGGAGAUCUGCUUCAGCUUCUACCUUCCCCCGGUCGUCGCGAAGGCGGCAACCAUGAGCAGAAAGUAAGAGGGGGUCCCUGCAGCCAACCAUCCAGCAGGGUCAUAUGACUGUGCAGGUUUCAACUCGGACAGACGGCGGAGGUGUGCACCCUGUUGGAGAGACUGAUGCAGCGGUACAGUACACACCCCACACAAGCAUCCACCAUCAACCCAUCCAUUCCUUCGUUUUGCUGUGGUCCGUUUUCUGCAGCGUUGGUGGUGUCGAGAGUGUGCUGUGUGGUGGCCUCGCUGGCGAGUGCGAUGACUACUUCAAGCCCGUCCACAAGGUCCUUUACGCCACGUUGGCUGCCGCACCAUACUUCGUCAACAACGACUACGCCAAAUGCCUCCAGAUACUCAAAACAAGUCGGUCCAUUCGCACCCACACACCGGGCAGCCAGCCACAAACACCAUAUUAAUACCACAUGCAUUCAUUUGUGCAGCGAGUGGUGCUGCUGCUGGUGGUGGUGAUGGUGGUGUCUCGUCGAUCCUUGAGGCGUAUGCCGCGCUCUACGUCGUGUCGUCGCUGCUGUUGGAUGAGCGUGAGGAGGCUAUGGCCAUGCGCCAGGCCUACCUGAAAGUAUGACGUCACAAACAAGAAACAAGGAGAUGCGACUCACUCACUCACUGCAGCUGCUGUGCCUCCAUCUUCCCGUGUUUGUAUGUCAGUACAUAGUCCCAGGUCGCUGGAGCUCGUGGCCACUCCGCGGGACGCUCUCCAUGAUGGAGCGUCUGACCGACCCGUAUCUGACGGAGCGUCUGACCGGCAACCCAAGUUACCCAACGUACUUACACACACAGAGAUUCACACACGCAUAAGACAUUAAAGACAGGACCACACACGGGCCGAAUGAAUGGAUGCACACAGGUACCACAUGGGCCGUCUCGCCUACUUCAAGGUCGUCACGAGCCUCACGGGCUUCCCCGAUGACGGGCCCGGUCUGUUGGCAGACGCGGACUUCAGAAAGGCACUCGAAGCAGAGCUGCAGCAGGUACGUGAAGGCGCAAAUCCCACCCAUGUAUGUGCGUCAAUCAACCAAGUUCCUUUGUUCUGUUCAGUAUGAGGCGAUGCUGAGGCCAGACGACCCGCCCGAGGACGGCGUGCCCGCCCAGGCCAACGACAAAGAGUGGGAUCUGUGCAGGAGGAUGCUAGGUAUGCUGCCAGUCCACACAGCACACGACACAAUACAACACAACACCACCCACGGCGGCCUCGGUAUCCUGUCUGCAGUUUGUUGCCAAACACUCAAGCAGGAGAAGGAAGACAAGAAGAAGUGCGAGGAGGAGCAGGAGAAACACAACACAGAUCAGCAGGAGGAGGAGCCUCCCACAGCCCCUCCCGUCCACCACGCGCCUCACCUGCCGCAUCAGACUGCCCCGCCGAACUAGAUAGAUAGAUAGAUAGAGGGAGGGAGGGAGGGAGGGAUAGAGAUGGGAGGGGUAGCAUGGCUUGCUUGGCUAAGUUCUUGGACGGAUGGAUGGAAGGAUGGCUGAUUUCGGACAAAUGGGGGGAUGUGGGUUCAUAGGCACCACAUGGCAUGCAUGGUCUGUGGUGCGUCUUCCUAUAGCCUAAGCUCAUCGCCACCACUCAUCCAUCCAUCAUCCACCAAGGCGUGAAUCGGCUCGCGUGUCAAGACAGAAACACCCAACGACCUUCCGAAAGGAAAAUAACAUGACACUGCCUCGCUCGCCCUCUUCUCUGGUUCCUGCACCGUGUUCGGGCCGCAACGUGUCUCCGUCACGACACCUCAGCCAGUAGCCAACCUGCACACGCACACGCACACACACACACCACACACACACAGGUCAAUGCACCCAAUGUGCCGAACGAAGGCAUGCCGUGCGUGUGUGUGUCUGUGUGUCUUGGAGUGGCUUGCGGCGAUGGGCGUAAGCUGGGCUACAC
Messenger RNA from Vitrella brassicaformis, 4164 nucleotides. The record is from the annotation of a GenBank genome assembly. Lineage: Eukaryota; Vitrellaceae.